UGUGUGGAACAUAUCAUUGGCUACGGAGUGUCUAAAGAUGGUCCUAAGACCCCAGCGUGAAAUGGCUCGUCGAUCGACGUCGAAUCGACGUCGUUUCGACGAAUCAUUUCUCACUGGGACGGUCUUGAAUAUAAGAUUUGUAAACGCCGUCCUAGAUUGCGGAGUUUUUCGAUUCCCGAUCUGCGGGGCCACGGGUUGCGCGUUUGAGGUUUCUUUUACGCUUCGCUGUUCCAAAUUACGCUUCCUACACAUUUCGUUUACGCUUGUGUCACUCUUCCCUUACGUUCGAUUUACGCUCCAAUUUUUAUUUUCAUCAGGGUCAACGUAUAAUUUUACGUACAAAUAUCUAUCAACUCACGUACAAAAAUGGACAACGCAAGCAAAAUUCUAUCCAAGUGCGUCAUAAUGCCAGAUGUUUGCGCGCAAAAUGUCUUCUGGGUUUUCUCCAUGUAGACAAUGUUAAUUUUACAAAUUAUACGUCAGAAUGCGUAGCGCAGACACCGGAGUGGAAAUUUUAUCAGAAAAUGCGUAAUGAAAUAGUCCCGAAAGAGUAAAAAUGGACGUAAGAGCGCGCAAAACAGUCUCUCGAAACGAUACCGAGUAAAACGCCGGCGUGGCCGCUCUUCAGGUUUCUCUCUGCAGUUACCGAGAACAGAUCUAGGGUAUUGCGUUCCGAAAUGCCGACAGCACUGGACAUCUACAGUGCGCAUGACGCGAACUGUAGCGCCUGCAGUGUAUCGUACGCGCGUGGAAUCAGAUGAUGAUGAUGAUGGUGUGAUACUUUGACAACCGCAGCGCACGCUUGUCGUGUUACUCCGGUUUUAACGCGGGCUGAGAACGUCACGGGAAAACGACGGAAAGAUGUCGAGCGUGGACUGGGAGGAGGUCAAGCGACUGGCGGCCGAUUUUCAGAAGGCGCAGCUCAGCUCGACCCUGCAAAAGCUCUCCGAGCGAAAUUGCAUAGAGAUCAUAACGACGCUGGCGGAGAGCAAGUUUCUGGACAUUAUAUUCACCAAUGACGGCAAAGAAUACGUCACGCCCCAGCACCUUGGGAAGGAGGUGAAAGACGAGCUGUACGUUCACGGUGGGAAGGUCAGUUUGACCGACCUGGCGCAAAUCCUCAAUGUCAACCUGUCGCAAGUGACCAGGGCGGUGGCCGAGCUCGAGAGGCACAACAAGGGACUGAAGGUGAUACUGGGGCAACUGAUCGAUAAGAGUUACAUCAGCAAGGUCGCGGAGGAGAUAAACGACAAGCUCGUGCAGCACGGCUGCAUCAACGUGGCCGAGCUAACGCUCACUUACAAUCUGCCGGCCGACUUUUUGCAAUCGGUCGUCGAGAAGCAACUCGGGAGGAUCGUGCACGCCACCCAGGACUCCCAGGAUCUCAAGGUCUUUUACACCGAGAGCUUCAUCGCCAGAAAUAAGGCGAAGAUCAAAGGAGCCUUGUCUGCCGUCACGAAGCCCACGCCGCUGUCCGCGAUAUUGGGGCAGUGCGGCGUGCCGGAAAGAAUAUUCUUCUCAAUUCUGGAUAGUCUGCAAGAGGUGAAACAAGUGCCAGGAGUUGUGACCGGGAAACAGAGUGGAAACAGCAUUUACAUACCUACUAUAUACUCUAAGAGCCAAAAUGAAUGGGUCGAAAACUUUUACAAGCAGAAUGGAUACUUGGAAUAUGACGCCCUUGCGAGACUCGGGAUAUCGGAUCCGUCGGGCUUUGUGAAACGUCACUUUCCGAACGAGAGCAUGGUCUUUCUAAAGUCAGUGGCCGUAGGAACGGUAGUAACGGAUCAAGUCGACGCAAACAUCGAGGAGGUCGUUGCGACCGGUUCCUUCGUUGACCUCUACCCCCUGUUGCCGUCUGUAUUUAGCGACGAAGACGCGGAACUUCUUCUGAAAUUAGCUACGAAGAAGACGAGGGUCCACGUGCAUAUAUUCGCGAAGACAGUUGUGGUCUCCGAGGCAUUUUUACAGACCUUAGCCAAGUCUCUAGAAACCGUAGCGGAGCAAAAGGCACAGGACAUGGUAGCCAGCGGGAAGUGGAUCCAGUCUGUCGCCGAAAAUAAAUUGAAAUCUAAAUCCGCGGAUCUGAUAAUCGACGGUAAAAUGAGCAAAAAGGAGGAACGAAGGAAAAAGGCAGCGGCUGGUAAAGCGGGCGGCGGUAACCAAGGUAGAGAAACCAAGACGAAGUCCACGAAGAAGAAGUAUCUUCAGGGAAAGGCGCAGGAAAAUGACUCGGACGAGGACGACGACGCGAGGCAGACGACGGUCGGAAGAGGCGAGAUUACGUUGAUAUCCGUGGAAGACGUGAGAGCGGAAGUUAUGAAGGACGAGAACGUGUCCGUUAUCGAGGAGAUGGCGGACGAGUUGGCGUGCUACUUGCAACCGAAACUGAACAAGUCCGCGUUGUCACUGGCGGAGCAGUUGGCGCAAUGUAACAGGACCACGAACCUAAGCGAGAUCGGUGAACGCCUGAAUAUUCUAAUAACGAACAUCCGAGUAUUCGACAAGGGUAUCAAACAUCUGGACAAGGCGGAUCAAGUCGCGCUGACCAAAUACCUGCUCAAGUCUCUAGGGAUCGAUUUCGUAACGAGUAUAUUCAAACUGGCCGCUCAGCAGAAUAUGCUGCAAGUAGCGGAAAAUCUCACGACGGAGACGAGGCAAAGACUGCUGCUCGAGUUGCCCGCGGAUGUCGGGGAGCCGUUGACCGCCAUCCAUAAGACGGUGAUGGGGGACUCGGUGGACGAGUUUCUCAACAGCGUCGACGGAGCGAUGGCGGCCUGCUGUCUGGUCCUGAAGAAGCACGACAAGAAGAAGGAGCGGCCGCAGGUGCACGCUCACAGAGAGGCUCUGCUGGAGGAGCUCAACUCCACGCAAGAUCCCGCGUUGGCGUUGCACCUAGUUACGAGCGUGCUUUUCACCGCUGUCACGCAGAACGCCUUACACAUGUCCGGCCGACACGUAACAACCGUUCUCGCGUUCCUUCGGGAGCAGCUGGAGCCCAAUACAAUGUCGACUCUCACCGGAUACCACGAUUUGGUGCUCAAUUUGCUGAGCGCUUCUACCAGAAACGAAAAAACGGAAGCCUCCUCGGCCUUGGAGGAAGGACUGGUGCACAUAAAAAACAUUGCCAACAAUUUCAAGCAGCACGUGAAAGUGGACAAAUCCUGAAAGGGAUCACACAAACGAUUGUAUAAUACGAACGAUGUAAUAUAGAUCCAUUUUAUGUAAAAGUAUUUGUUAUAUAAUGCCACUUAACAUUGCACUUUAUAAUAAAAUAUACGAUAUGCAUAUUUACAAUUAAGAAAACUCAGACCGUGACCUAAUUUAUAUACACAACUGUGACGCUCUCGCUGCGAUACUUAAAUAAAUGCGUUCGCUUUCCUAAGCGA
Vollenhovia emeryi is the source of this 3386-nucleotide messenger RNA. It is a transcript of the gene Ufl1, whose product is annotated as E3 UFM1-protein ligase 1 homolog. NCBI's taxonomy places the organism in Eukaryota, Metazoa, Arthropoda, Insecta, Hymenoptera, Formicidae. Gene Ontology annotation, biological process: response to endoplasmic reticulum stress; regulation of proteasomal ubiquitin-dependent protein catabolic process; protein K69-linked ufmylation. Gene Ontology annotation, molecular function: UFM1 ligase activity. The record is from RefSeq and is a predicted model, not a curated record. Gene Ontology annotation, cellular component: endoplasmic reticulum membrane. The transcript has 5 exons. The coding region runs from base 862 to 3165 and encodes 767 amino acids.